UAUCUUGAAUCGCGAUAAGAAGUUGAUAUCUUUAUUGGCUCGAAGGUUGUGUUCAUAUUAAAUUGAAAAAUAGACCCUUCGUAAGGAGAAGAAUUAGUAAAUAUAAAUGUGACGCGAUAGAUAGAUUUACGCUUACGAUUACUCGAAUUAUUAUUAAUAUCUUUAUUUUGAAUCCUUUUCAUUUUUAUUUGUUUCUUUUUUACCUUUCUCGGACUAGCUAUUUUCCCUCCCUCUCUUUACUAUCUGUGUAUGCCACUCUCUUGUGAAAGUUAACAUAGCCGCAUGGAACGCGGGGGCUUUCGUGAAUCGUCCUAUACGCCUUCUUGGUAGAUCCGUAAUACCACCAUCGCCAGUCGGUCGCUUAGCGAUUACCUCUGACUUCGACUUUCACUUUGAGAGCUACCAAGUAUCUCUGUCUCUGUUUCUCUUUCUCUAUUUAUCCAUCUCUCUCUUUCUCGCUCUCGCUCUCUCUCUCUCUCUUUCUCUCUCUCUCUCUCUCUCUCUCUCUCUCUCUCUCUCUCUCUCUCUCUCUCUUUCUUGCUCUCUAUCCAUCUAUAUCUUUUAUUUCCUCUCCUGGUACAUCUUUCUCUUUCAUUCUUCCUUCGUUCGCCAAUGUGAUCGAACUCUUAAAGUGAUCGUUCUCUGUUAAAUGUUUAAAAGACGGAUAGUGUUUCUAGGGGGGAUGGAAAAAGAAAAAUGCGAUUUUUCUUUAAGUGUUUAAUAUCUUUAUGAUUUGACACCUAUCUGUGAUUUAAUAUUAAAAAUCGGAUAAGUGAAAAGAAGAAAAGGAACGAUAAAGGAAAAAGAAAAAAAAAAAAAAAAAGAAAGGAGAAAACAACAAAAAUAUUACGAAAUAUGUAUUGAAAAAAUUUUUGGAUAUUCAUACAUCGAUCACGUUCUCGAUCACUCCAGAAGCAUAGUCAAGAGAUUCGUUUGAAACAGGAUGUCAAAGGCUCCAAAACAUAAUGGUAGCAUACAUGGCGGCGGGGUCACUGGACCAGAUGAUUUUUCCGAUGGAGAGAGUACGCCUGUUAUUCAAGAUUACACCGAUAGAAGACCAGUCGAAGAAACAAAAGAAUGGGAUGUCUUCAGAGAUCCACCACCGAAAAUCGAUUCGGGCUCAAUGGCAAAUCAAAAAUGUCUUGAAAGGACCGUACAAUUAACAAAAUUUUUUGUCUAUUUAAUCGUCUUCGUCAUAGUAUUAGUUAGCGGUGUAAUUUCUAAAGGAACGAUCUUUUUCAUGACGUCCCAAUUGAGAUCAGAUCAUAGAAUUCCUUAUUGCAAUAAAGAUUUAGGCCGAGAUAAACAUUAUGUAGCAACAUUACCAGAAGAAGAAAGAAUAGCAUGGAUAUGGUGUAUUAUAAUCGCUUUCGCCGUACCAGAAUUUGGCGCAUUGAUACGUAGUAUACGUAUAUGUAUUUUUAAGUCAUGGAAAAAGCCACCAUAUUCUCAUUUUUUCCUUGUAUUCCUUAUGGAAACAUUUCAUGUCGUAGGACUUGCGCUUAUGUUUUUCUUAGUACUACCAGAUGUUGACGUUGUAAAAGGAGUGAUGUUAACUAAUUGCGUCUGUUUUGUACCCGGAUUGUUAGGACUUUUGUCGCGCAACAAAAACAAAGACGAAUCGAAAAGAUUUAUUCUCGUACUAGUUGACCUUGCUGCAUUAACUGCUCAAGCAACGAGUUUCGUCCUUUGGCCUUUACUAGACACAUCAAGACCUUCCUUAUGGAUUAUCCCACCUUCCUUGAUACUCGUAUCAUGUGGUUGGUGGGAAAAUUAUGUUUCUAUGCAAAGCAGUAUCGGCUUUGUCACAAUGCUGGCCCAAGUAAAGAGAGAAUUGAGACUGACUAGAUAUUUUACAUACAUGUUCGUUUCAUUCUGGAAGAUUAUAGCAUUUUUCAUUAGUGUUUUAACGGUGCUAUACAUGAGAGGCGAGAAUAUUGGUCAUUUAUUUACAAUGUUUCCUACUGCAUUUGGACAGCACAAAAUUAUUGUUCACACAGUCGUACAAACUAAUGGUACAUUAUCAGAUCUAAAAGACGUUUUAUUAAACAGCGAUAUCGACAUCGAUGCUGACUUUAAUACACCUAUUUAUGUCUUAUUGUUACAAAUAUUCAGCGCAUAUUUCGCUUAUAUUUUUGGCAAGUUCGCGUGUAAAAUUCUGAUACAAGGAUUCAGUUAUGCAUUCCCUGUAAAUCUUACAAUACCAGUAACUAUUUCCUUGCUAAUUGCUGCCUGUGGUCUACGUAAUAGCAAUCCUUGCUUUUUCCAUGAUAUUAUACCAGAUUAUCUUUUUUACGAAUCACCACCACUGUAUUUUUUAAACGAUUACAUAACUCAACAAUACGGCUGGGUUUGGUUACUUUGGUUGCUCUCUCAAACUUGGAUAACUUUACAUAUUUGGACACCAAAAUGUGAACGUUUAGCAGCUACUGAAAAAUUAUUCGUUGUACCUAUGUAUGAUUCAUUGCUGAUCGAUCAGUCAAUGGGUUUAAAUAGAAAGAGAGACGAUCAACCGGAAGUUAAAGUGGAGGAUUUAGCAGAGAUAGAAAAAGAAAAAGGUGAUGGAGAUUAUGAAACUAUAUAUGAACAAACAGAUGGCUCGACCACUCCACCUUCAAUGGUAAAAAGUAGCGACCAUGUGACCAGAAUAUACGCGUGUGCUACCAUGUGGCAUGAAAACAAGGAAGAAAUGAUGGAAUUUUUAAAAAGUAUUUUGCGACUGGACGAAGAUCAAUCAGCUAGACGUGUCGCACAAAAAUAUCUUAAAGUCGUUGAUCCGGAUUAUUAUGAGUUCGAAACUCAUAUCUUCUUCGACGACGCUUUCGAAUUAUCCGAUCACGACGACAACGAAUCACAAGUUAACCGAUUUGUAAAAUUACUCGUUUCAACGUUAGAUGAAGCAGCGACCCAUGUCCAUAGGACAAGAACGCAUGUCAAAGAUCCAAAAAAAUAUCCAACUCCUUAUGGUGGACGAUUGGUAUGGACUCUUCCUGGUAAAACUAAAAUGAUCGCACAUUUGAAAGAUAAGAGUAAAAUUCGUCACAGGAAAAGAUGGAGCCAGGUCAUGUACAUGUAUUAUUUAUUGGGACAUCGAUUAAUGGAAUUACCCAUUAGCGUGGAUCGCAAAGAAGUUAUUGCUGAGAAUACGUAUUUAUUAACACUAGACGGUGAUAUUGAUUUUCAACCAGCCGCUGUAAAACUUCUUGUUGAUUUGAUGAAAAAGAAUAAAAAUCUUGGUGCGGCAUGUGGUCGUAUUCACCCAGUUGGUUCAGGUCCUAUGGUUUGGUAUCAAAUGUUUGAAUAUGCGAUUGGUCAUUGGCUGCAAAAAGCAACGGAACAUAUGAUCGGCUGUGUACUUUGUAGUCCUGGUUGUUUUUCCUUGUUUAGAGGAAAAGCUUUGAUGGACGAUAAUGUAAUGAAAAAGUAUACAACAAGAUCCGAUGAGGCAAGACAUUACGUACAAUAUGAUCAGGGAGAAGAUCGUUGGCUUUGUACAUUACUUUUACAACGUGGCUAUAGAGUCGAAUAUUCAGCGGCAAGUGAUGCUUACACUCAUGCACCAGAAGGAUUUAAUGAAUUUUACAAUCAACGCCGUCGAUGGGUACCUUCUACUAUAGCUAAUAUUAUGGAUUUAUUGAUGGAUGCCAAACGGACUAUUAAAAUCAAUGAUAAUAUUUCUCUUCCAUAUAUAUCUUAUCAGAUUCUCCUAAUGGGUGGUACUAUACUUGGACCAGGUACUAUUUUUCUUAUGUUAGUCGGUGCAUUUGUAGCAGCUUUUAAAAUUGACAAUUGGACAAGUUUUUACUACAAUAUUAUACCAAUUUUAUUGUUUAUGAUUAUUUGUUUUACGUGCAAGGCAAAUAUACAGCUUCUGUGCGCACAAAUAUUAUCUACGGCUUAUGCUAUGAUCAUGAUGGCCGUAAUCGUAGGUACGGCUCUUCAGCUCGGAGAGGACGGGAUAGGAUCACCCUCAGCGAUAUUUUUAAUAUCAUUAUCGGGAUCAUUUUUCAUAGCAGCCUGUCUACAUCCUCAAGAAUUUUUGUGUAUCAUUCCUGGCAUUAUAUAUCUUUUAUCUAUUCCUUCUAUGUAUCUUCUUCUUAUAUUAUACUCGAUUAUAAAUCUUAAUGUUGUUUCCUGGGGUACUCGAGAAGUUCAAGUGAAAAAGACAAAAAAGGAAUUGGAACAAGAGAAAAAAGAAGCGGAGGAAGCUAAGCGCAAAGCGAAACAAAAAUCUUUGUUAGGUUUUCUUCAAAACGGUGCUGGAACAAAUGACGAUGAUCAAGGUUCGAUCGAAAUUUCUCUGGCUAGUUUAUUCAAGUGUAUGUUUUGUACGCAUGGUAAAUCAUCGGAUGAGAAACAACAGCUUGUUGCUAUCGCUGAAUCAUUAGAACUACUUGGCAAAAGAUUGGAAACGAUUGAAAGGGCCGUUGAUCCACAUGCGCAUGUUUCUGGAAGAAGACGAGCAUCCUCCGUGGGUAAUCGUACAAAUGAUGCCUUGGGUGCAAUAGGUGAAGAUCCAGCCGAGAAUGAAGAAUGUCACAGUGAAACAGAAACCGUAACUAGCCAAAAUUCGGGAGAAAAUCGUGAGGGUAGUAAUUUCUUAACGAGACCUUAUUGGUUGAGCGACGAAGGAUUGAAAAAAGGCGAAGUGGAAAUUUUGUCGUUACAAGAGGAACAGUUUUGGAAGGAUUUGCUUGAAAAGUACCUAUAUCCUAUAGACGAAGACAAAGCGGAAAAGGCACGAAUUGCUAAAGAUCUAAAGGACCUACGCGACCAGAGUGUUUUUGCUUUCUUUAUGAUGAAUGCCCUCUUCGUCCUCAUCGUCUUUUUGCUACAACUAAACAAAGACUUGUUACACGUGAAGUGGCCAUUUGGUAUCAAGAUGAACAUCACCUAUGAUGAAUACUUGCAAGAGGCCCGAAUCGCUGGAGAUCUGAUUGAACUGCGCAACAAGAGUGUCUUCGCAUUUUUAAUGUUCAAUGCCUUGUUCGUACUGAUCGUAUUCUUGCUACAGCUGAACAAAGAUCAAUUACAUAUCGUAUGGCCGCUCGGCGUCAAGACAAACAUCACCUACGUUGAAGAAACGUCGGAGGUACACAUUACCAAAGAAUACUUGCAACUUGAGCCUAUUGGUCUGGUGUUCGUGUUCUUUUUUGCAUUAAUUCUAGUCAUUCAAUUCACUGCUAUGUUGUUUCAUAGAUUUGGUACUUUUGCCCAUAUCUUGGCGAGUACCACACUGGAUUGGUUCUGCUGCAAAAAAGAUGUUACAGAGGAGACUUUAUCAUCUCAACAAGCAGUGGAUAUGGUUAGAGAUUUACAAAAAUUAAAUGGUAUGGAAGGUGAUUACGAUGAAGGUAGUGGUAAUGGACCUGGUCGUAGAAAAACAAUAAGAAAUCUUGAAAAGAGUAAAAGAAAAGCACAAUCGAUAAACACACUUGAUGUUGCAUUUAAACAUCGCUUCUUUAGUAUGUCUGAAGGAGCAGGUUUGCCCGGAAACAUGUCUACACGACAUUCAGUGAAAGCUUUAAAAGCUUUAGAGGGUAGACGAAAUAUCGUCGAAAUGGCAAUGCGAAGGAAAUCACAAAUGCAAACUUUAGGAGCAAUUAACAAAUAUGGAGUGGCAGGUAAUCCUCUUGGUAUUCAAGGGCGACCUUCAAGAAGUAGUCAAAUAUCCGUAAAGGAUCUCUUUGAAGAUCGUGGACAUACAAAUCCUGGUUAUGAACCCGAUGAAAGUCCUAGAGAUAGUCUUCGAUUGCAAAAUCUUAAACAACAUGCUUGGCGCGAAGCCAACACCAAUGUUUAACGCUAGAAUAUUUUAAAAACAAAUUCAAAAUAUAUUCAAUAUUUGAAAUUAAAAUAUCAUAAUCAAUCGAAUAAUAGCAUAAAAAUAGUAAUUAAAUAUAGAUUAUUGUUUUCAUUUUUUUCCUCUAUACCAGCAUAUUUGAGGAGUAACAUUUUUUGUAUUUAUUUGUUAUAAUAUUUAUUCAAUGAUUAAUGAAAAGAUAUAGUUCAAGCAAACUCCAGUGUAUGAAACACUGUCAAAAUUGCAAUAAAAUUUGUUUAAUAUUGAACUUAUUCAAUUUUCUUCCUCAUAGCAUUAAAAAUGAUUUUGCAUUUUAAAAUUUAAUAUGUGUAUGUUCAUAAGAUAACGAAUAGGGGAUAUCUACGUCUAUAUAUUUUACUGAAUAAUAUACUCAUAUAAAAGCAAUUAAAAAAAUAUUGACUGUAAUAAAAUAAUAAUAUUUAUUUGCUCUAUUAUUCAUCUUAUAUGUGAUAAAAUUAGGAUUUAAAUUAUAUAUAUUAUGCGUGCGUGCACGCGUACUACUGUAUAUGUUUAUACAUUUUUAAGCAUGACAAUAUGCCAUAUGGAAAAUAAAUUUCAAAAAUUCAUAUAUCAAUAA
Vespa velutina is the source of this 6401-nucleotide messenger RNA. RefSeq names its product chitin synthase chs-2 (gene kkv). The transcript is spliced from 21 exons. The coding region runs from base 944 to 5803 and encodes 1619 amino acids. The record is from RefSeq and is a predicted model, not a curated record. Gene Ontology annotation, molecular function: chitin synthase activity. Lineage: Eukaryota; Metazoa; Arthropoda; Insecta; Hymenoptera; Vespidae. Gene Ontology annotation, cellular component: cell septum; cell periphery.